Messenger RNA from Lodderomyces pseudojiufengensis, 996 nucleotides. RefSeq lists its product as uncharacterized. Gene Ontology annotation, molecular function: zinc ion binding; oxidoreductase activity, acting on single donors with incorporation of molecular oxygen; ferrous iron binding. The coding region runs from base 1 to 996 and encodes 331 amino acids. The transcript has a single exon. The record is from RefSeq and is a predicted model, not a curated record. Lineage: Eukaryota; Fungi; Ascomycota; Pichiomycetes; Serinales; Debaryomycetaceae.
AUGUCAUCAGUUGCAAAAUAUAUAAAAACAACAAAUCCAUUACCUACAUUUUUUUUCAGUCAUGGAGGACCAACAUUUAUGUAUGAAAAUGAUUCAUUUGGUAAUAAAGGAGCAUGGAAAACAAUCAAGAAAUUAGGAACUAAAAUAAAACAACAAUGGAAGCCAGAUUAUAUUAUAGUAGUAUCAGCACAUUGGCAAAGUUCAAAACCAAAUCUUAUAGAAAUUGCAACAACAUCAAAUGAUGAUAAAGAAAAUGAAUUAAUUUAUGAUUUUUAUGGAUUCCCCAAUUAUAUGUAUAAAGAAGAAUUUCAUACAAAAAAUAAUAAAUUUAUUGCAAAUGAAAUUAAAAAUAAAUUAAUUGAAAAUGGAUUUAAUUCCACUUUAACUAAUAGAGGUAUUGAUCAUGGUGUAUGGGUUCCAUUUAAAGUUGCAUUUAGUGAUUAUACUACACAAACUAAACCACAACCACCCACCACCAAGGAUUUGGAUUUACCAAAUACUUCAAUUAUUCAAGUCAGUUUAACUUUUAAUGAUAAAGAUUUUAAUUCAAAUUUUAAAUUAGGUGAAAUUUUAAAUUUUUUUAGAACAAAUGAAAUUUAUGAUACUAAUGAAAAAAGAUAUUUAAAAGGUAUGGUUAUUUGUUCAGGUAUGUCAGUACAUAAUUUAAGAGACUUGGGGGUUGCAAUGAGACAAUCAUCACAAGUUAUGCCAUAUGUUAAACCUUUCAAUAAAUUAUUAAAAAAUAUAGUAGAAACAGAAAUUGUUACUGAUAAAGAAGAUUCAAAAGAAGAAGAUUUAAAAUUAAAAAAAUUUAAUGAAUUAAAAAAUUUACCAAUUUUAAAACAAGCUCAUCCAACUUUAGAACAUUUUUUACCAAUUAUUGUUGCAAGUGGUAUUGCAUCAAAUUCUAAAACAAAAAUUAAUGAAUUAUAUAAUGAUGAAUUUGCAAGUUUAGGUUGGGGUAUAUAUCAAGUAGGUGAUUCACCAAAAUUGUAA